CCGAAAUACAAUUUUAUCAUUAUAAUUAGAAUAAUUGUUGAAAAAGAGAAGUAAUCGUUCAAUUAAAUGGUACAUAUAUAAUGGCAGACUCGCAGUUUUGUUUGGAGUGGGACUCCCACAACAAAAACAUUUGUAAUGGUUUAAGUUCUCUACAACAGAAUGGUGAGUUUGUGGACAUGACGCUGGCGGCGGACGGCCACCAUGUAAAGGUGCAUCAGAUGGUGAUGGCGCUCGCCAGCCCGUACAUCAAGGAGCUCAUCUCCACCGCCAACUGUCCGCAUCCCGUUAUCUUCUUAAAUAAGGUAUCAUACAAGACGCUAUGCUCAAUACUGGAGUACAUCUACACGGGUCAGGCGUUGGUUGCCGUUGAUGACAUCAGCGACCUGAUCAUCGCUGCCAAAGAGUUGCACAUCAAAGGGCUUGAGGAUGUGAAAGCAGUCAGCGGCGCACCAUCCGUAACAGAAGUGGAAGUAGAUUUCGAAGUGCCAAAAGAGGUUCCAGAAAUACAAAUUAAACUCCAACGACCCGAGACAUCCACCCCACAAUUCUCAGCGUUAAACACUUUGAAGAGAAAACUCGAGAGUAAUAAGUCCCUAUCCAGUAUGCCGAUACGGAAAAGAGUUUUGCUAAACAAAUCGGAGACAGAAAACAGAGAUAUGCCCGUGUUACAGAAGGAUGGGACAGAAAAGGAGGUUGAUUAUGAUGACCCGCUGGAUGUUGAUGACCGGGAUGAUUAUGAUGAUGAUGGCGACCAGGACACGACAGUGGCAGUUAGUAAGCCUUCAGCUGACAACCCGCAAAUGUCAGUCCAAUACACAGUGUCAAACCAAGGCAGCCUCCAACUGAUCCUGAACCGAUUCCUCUACUUCCUGUACUACCAAUAUCGAGACAAGAGCCGACAGUGGCGCUGCGUGGACAACCGGAACAACAAGUGCAUGGCCUCCGUCUUUACUAAGGACAACAUUGUGUUGAGAAGAGUGGGUGCCCACAACCACACAUUCCACGACAAGAACAUCCUAAAGAAAGUCCGCGCUGGUUCAGUCUAUUCAGCCCUACAAGAAGCUGAAGCGAAAAGCACGCGCAGCGUCCGCGGCCGCGGACAGAAACCGCGCAAAUGUGACGCGGCGGAACAAUCCGACAACCAGGAAACUGACGAAACUGACGUUACUCAAUAAAUACUGUAACCAAUAGCAACUGCCAUAGAUUCAAUUUAUUCAGCCCUUCAAGAAGCC
Messenger RNA from Cydia amplana, 1232 nucleotides. RefSeq names its product protein jim lovell-like. The record is from RefSeq and is a predicted model, not a curated record. The transcript has 7 exons. Gene Ontology annotation, cellular component: nucleus. Lineage: Eukaryota; Metazoa; Arthropoda; Insecta; Lepidoptera; Tortricidae. Gene Ontology annotation, biological process: regulation of transcription by RNA polymerase II. The coding region runs from base 81 to 1175 and encodes 364 amino acids. Gene Ontology annotation, molecular function: protein binding.